Messenger RNA from Scophthalmus maximus (turbot), 1217 nucleotides. RefSeq names its product thiamin pyrophosphokinase 1 (gene tpk1). Bases 367 to 1125 code for a protein of 252 amino acids. The record is from RefSeq and is a predicted model, not a curated record. The transcript has 9 exons. Gene Ontology annotation, molecular function: thiamine binding; thiamine diphosphokinase activity; ATP binding. Lineage: Eukaryota; Metazoa; Chordata; Actinopteri; Pleuronectiformes; Scophthalmidae. Gene Ontology annotation, biological process: thiamine diphosphate biosynthetic process; thiamine metabolic process.
UAAUUACAAAGUGCAGCGGUGACAACAGUUAUGAAUUGUGAAGUCGUUUCCAGUCGUGAAACACGGCGUCGGUGCGCCGGCUGCUGUUGCGCUGGAUAGUGAGCGUCGUGACGCGGCAGCGGGCUUGUGUCCGGAAGUGGCCUCGGUGCUGCGGAGCUGAAUGAGGAGCCACGAGUCCGAGUCCGUGUUGUCGUUGUAGGAGUGGAGCAAUGACUUGAACCAUGAGUUAAUUAUGGAACCAGAAAACACCGAAAUAAAAGAGAGCCGCGGGCAAACAAAACCGACUGGUGUGCGGAUGACUCUCAGCGGUGUCCAUGUUCAGAGUGAGUUGGCUGAUUGAAGACAGGGCUCCUGUGAAUCCUGGCCAUGGAUAGAGAGUUGACGCCUUUGGACUGCCUGCUACCCUCAGGCUCGCUGAGGAUCUGUCUGAUCAUUCUCAACCAGCCUCUGGAUGUGGACUACCUGCACGUCCUCUGGAGUAAAGCUCUCUUGAGGGCAUGUGCUGAUGGAGCUGCCAAUCACCUUUAUAACACCACCGCCGGGGAUCGGGACAGCUUCCUCCCUGACUAUAUCAGUGGGGAUUUUGAUUCCAUUACGACCAAGGUCAAAGCCUUCUAUGCCUACAAGGGCUGCAAGCUGAUGGAAACAGCUGACCAGGAUCUAACGGACUUCACCAAGUGUCUUGCAAUCAUGCUGGAGGAGAUCCAGAGAAGACAGUUGCAGGUGGACGCCAUAGUGACUCUGGGUGGUCUGGCAGGCAGAUUUGACCAGACCAUGGCAUCUGUGGAGACACUCCACCAUGCUCUGCACAUGACACAGCUGCCCGUGUUGAUGGUACAGGGGACAAGCCUGGCAUAUCUACUCAGACCCGGCAGCCACAGACUAGGAGUGAACACAGGCCUGGAGGGGGACUGGUGCAGCCUCAUCCCAGUAGGUGGACCGUGCCAAACAAUCACCACCGGACUCAAAUGGAACCUGGAUAACCAGGUCCUGCAGUUCGGGAAGCUGGUGAGCACCUCCAACGCCUUCGAGACCGUUGCCCCUGGAAACCCCAGGAUGCCUGUAACUGUGACCACAGACCAGCCGCUACUUUGGAGCAUGGGCAUCAGUAAGAGUAGGGAAUAGCACGGGAAAGAUGUGUAUUCUCGGUUAGUAUGAUUUAAUUGUUCAGCAGAUUUCCUACAGCAGUGCUACUUUUAUACAGUGUGUAGUAGAAG